GGAGCACUUGAAUAUGACCUACAACGAGAUCCACAAACUUAUCUUAGCCUCUGCGGACAAGAUCGCGGAGUUCAAGCCAGACACGCUCGUUGCCAUCGCAGACAGAGGUUUCUUCCCCGCUCGUGUCCUCCGCACCUUUUUGAAGCACCCUGACUCGAAGAAGAACAUUCCCAUUGUUGCGAUUGGCUUGUCUCUCUACGAACAGCUUCCUGGCACAACUGCCGAGCAAAUUGGUGCUGAGGUUGUCCGUACCCAGUGGCUGGGUCCCGAGGGAGCAAAGAUCCUGCUUGGUCGUCGUGCUCUCAUUGUUGACGAGGUCGAUGAUUCCCGCAAGACCCUGCAAUACGCCAUUUCUGAGCUCCAGAAGGACGUGGAGAAGGAGCUUCUUGAGCUUCCAGAGUCCGAGCGCGAGGCACAGCGUACCAAGUUCGCUGUUUUCGUUGUGCACAACAAGUUGAAGGACAAGCUUGGCUCGCUGCCCGCUGAUCUGCCAUACUUUGCCGGCUCAAACGUCGAGGACGUCUGGCUGGACUACCCGUGGGAAGCUACCGAUAUUGACGAGCAUGACCGGCUCGCCGCACGACAAAAGGCUCACGUUUAAGCCCCUGGCACUCGCGACGAUUCCUAGGACGUGUUAUAAAAGCUGCUGUAUAGAAUGAAGUUCAUAUUUGCGUUUUCCGAGAUGUAUUAUGCCUGAAACCCCUUGUGGCGAUCGGGCUUGACUCAUGAUUGGCUCUGGUCACGCCCCGUCGUGCCCAAGUCAUCUGCCGCACGCACCUG
Messenger RNA from Phanerochaete carnosa HHB-10118-sp, 780 nucleotides. RefSeq lists its product as uncharacterized. Gene Ontology annotation, cellular component: cytoplasm. The transcript has 9 exons. Lineage: Eukaryota; Fungi; Basidiomycota; Agaricomycetes; Polyporales; Phanerochaetaceae. Bases 14 to 601 code for a protein of 195 amino acids. Gene Ontology annotation, molecular function: hypoxanthine phosphoribosyltransferase activity. Gene Ontology annotation, biological process: GMP salvage; hypoxanthine metabolic process; IMP salvage. The record is from RefSeq and is a predicted model, not a curated record.